CGAUUUAACCGAUGCCGGCUCACCGUUCCAGCAGUCCAUACCAAAUCUUGCAUUCUAUGUGCCGGCCGUUGUUGUUUUUGGAUUAGCAGACGCCAUAAAUCGUUAAGCCAGCAGCCCCACACUUAACUUAAACUUAACUUAAAAGACAAAGUCAAAGCUAAAUCAAUACAAACCGUAAACAAUGGCCGAAGAUCCAUUGAAUCAGCGCGCGUUUGCCGAAGAUGUGGCCGCUGCCGCAGCAGCUGGCGGUGAUGAGGGCUUCGCUUUGCCCCCGGGCUCCGGUCCUGGUUCGGCGGGCUUUCAAAUGCCCACCGCUGAUGAGAUAUGGAAAAUGGUCGAGUCCAUGGAAGGCAUCACAGACGAUGAACGGGCCGAGCUGCGCGAGAGCAUAUUCAAUCCGAAGGCAGCGUCGCCAGAUGAUUUAUUGAAAUACGGACAGCCGGGCCACAGCUCAAAGGAGUAUCUAAUAUUCUUUGUGAUGCUAGCGCUCAUCUUGCUGGUCUUUGCUCUCUUUGGCUUCAAGCUCUACAAAUCGUUGACGGAGAAGGAGCUCAAGAAACAGGAGAAACUCCGGAGCAAACAGCAGAAGAAAUCUAAGAAAUCAAACUAAGCUCUCUAUAUUGCCCACUCUCCAUAGAUAUAUGCAUAUAGUGUAUACAGUUAUAGAUAUACUAUAUAUAUCGCAAUAAUCUUUCUGUUUAAAUUUAUAUUAAAUUGCAAAAGUUUUGUUUUAAAUGGUAAAUAAUAACGUCAAAUAAAAAUGGCCUGUAAAUGACUUCAAUUUGUACACAAUAUACAUGUAGCCAUUAU
Molecule: messenger RNA, 810 nt
Organism: Drosophila navojoa
Lineage: Eukaryota; Metazoa; Arthropoda; Insecta; Diptera; Drosophilidae
Source: RefSeq, a predicted model, not a curated record